GAGUGCGGAGAGUUAGGUGUGUGCAAUUUAGCGUUUUUGAAAUGGUCAUGAAAUUGGACCUUUUCUUUUCCAAAAUCCCCAAUUCAAUGUUCACUGAAUUCCAUUUUUUCUCCUCUCUUUUCGUUGUCUUUUCCUCUCAGUUUCUCCCUUCGCAAUCUUACGAUUUCUCUCUCUAUCUUCCCCCCCUUUAUAAUUCCCCCAUCAUCCAUUUCAAAGGUAAUGGGGAAAUCAAAAUGGAGUGAGCAGGUGAAGGUACCUUCAGGCGCCGGCCUUGAAGCUCCUCUCGGCGAUGGCUUUAGCUGGAGAAAAUACGGCCAGAAAGACAUUCUUGGAUCCAAAUUCCCCAGAGGCUAUUUCAGAUGCUCCCAUCGCUAUGCACAAGGAUGUUUAGCAACAAAACAAGUUCAAAAAUCAGACAAAGAUCCAACAAUCUAUGACAUAACCUACAAAGGAAUGCACACUUGCAACAGAGUUCUUGAUUCAGUAACAACCAAACCACAAGAACAAAAGCCAUUAAUUCAACACCCAAUGCCACCAAAACAAGAACAAAUGCCAUUGCAACAUGACCCUUCAUGCUCUGGCUUUGGCGUGGACGCUGUUCGGGUGAAAUCCGAGAACCCAGACGACGUCGACGGUGGUGUCUUCCGUUUCCGCGUCCCUUCACCAUGGUUUGGAUCUGAAGUUCGAGGAGAUCAUAGCCCUUUCGAGGAAAGUGAGCUUGGGGGAGUGUUGUCUCCGACGACGUUUGAGUCGAGGGAUGCGUUUGGAUUGUGUUAUAUCGGCGAUCCAGCUUGGGAUUCGGAGUUUGGGUUCGUUUCGGUCCCUCAUUCGGCGUCAAAUGUCCCCAUUGGAGAUAUGGAGGAGUAUUGCUCUUUUGAUAACUUGGAGUUGUUCUGUUGAAGCAAAUUUUCUCACCUCCCAAACAAACAAGAGAGGGAAAGAAAAGAAAAGAAAAGAAAAGAUUUGUGUAUUUGUAUAAGCCAGCAUUGAAGAGAGAUGAGGGAGAAUGUGAAGGCCUCCUACAUUGCCGGUUUUUGCUCUUUGGUUGGUCCUUUGGGAGACCAAAUUUUUAGUGUAAUUAUUGAUAUUCCUUUAGGAUAAAGUAGGAAUUUGGUAAGUUUCUUACAACUUGUGUAUUUGAAUUAGUGAAUAAUAAGAUUUGGUUUAUCUA
Messenger RNA from Momordica charantia (bitter melon), 1171 nucleotides. The record is from RefSeq and is a predicted model, not a curated record. Lineage: Eukaryota; Viridiplantae; Streptophyta; Magnoliopsida; Cucurbitales; Cucurbitaceae.